CAACAGCACGCCGUCAUGAAGCAUUCGGGACAGAAGGGGACUAAAAAUACGCUUCAGCACGGGAUUGGACCGUUCUUGGUCAUAGCCCAGUUCUUUGGCGUUCUGCCGGUAGCGGGAGUCUGGCCAAGUUCUCAUCCUGACAAGGUUUGCUUCCGCUGGCUUUCAUUGUCUUUGCUGGCUGCUCUGGUUCUAUUUACAUUUUCCGUUGUGGACUGUGCCUUAUCCUCCAAGGUGGUGCUUGAUCAUGGCUUGAAGAUCUAUACCAUUGGUUCCCUCAGCUUCAGCGUGAUUUGUAUAUUCUGCUUUGGGGUCUUCCUGUUGCUCUCUCGUCGGUGGCCCCACAUUAUCCGCCGAACGGCUGAGUGCGAGCAGAUCUUCCUGGAGCCCGCCUACGAUUGCCGAGCAGGGCGUCGCUACUCCCGAAGACUUCGUCUCUGGGGUGUGGGUCUUCUCGUAGCCGCUCUUUGCGAGCACUCCACCUAUGUGGGUAGUGCGCUGUACAACAACCACUUGGCCAUUGUGGAGUGUAAGCUAAAUGUAGACUUCUGGCAGAACUAUUUCCAGCGGGAGCGACAGCAGCUAUUCCUCGUGAUGCAUUUUACAGCCUGGUGGAUACCUUUCAUUGAGUGGACCACCUUGUCUAUGACAUUUGUUUGGAACUUUGUGGACAUCUUCUUGGUUCUCAUUUGCCGGGGCAUGCAGAUGAGAUUCCAGCAGCUACAUUGGCGCAUCCGUCAGCAUAUGGGGCAGAAGAUGCCGAAUGAGUUCUGGCAGCAGAUUCGUUGUGAUCUUUUAGAUCUGACCGAUCUGCUGGGACUCUACGACAAGGAGUUGUCCGGGCUGAUUGUGCUCUCCUGUGCCCACAACAUGUACUUCGUGUGUGUGCAAAUAUACCAUAGCUUUCAAUCCAAAGGCAACUUUGCUGAUGAGUUGUACUUCUGGUUCUGUCUCUCCUAUGUCAUAAUUCGAGUUACCAACAUGAUGUUCGCUGCCUCUUCUAUACCCCAAGAGGCCCGAGAGAUAUCCUAUACCCUCUACGAAAUUUCCACAGAGUUCUGGGGCGUGGAACUCAAAAGAAUAAACGAGAUCUUUCUGGCUGACCACUUUGCGCUCACUGGCAAGGGUUAUUUCCUACUAACCAAACGAUUAAUAUUUGCAAUGGCUGCUACUCUGACAGUUUAUGAACUCGUGCUUAUCAACCAAAUGGCUGGCUCUGAGGUGCAGAAGAACUUCUGUGAGGGUGGCGUGGGCUCCUCCAAAAGCAUAUUUUCCUAAUCCCCUAUUCGCUUUUUUCCGCUUAUUUUGCACUUGCUGAACUUUGUGAAAUGGCACACAAUCAA
This is a messenger RNA of Drosophila serrata, 1340 nucleotides long. It is a transcript of the gene Gr64c, whose product is annotated as Gustatory receptor 64c. Gene Ontology annotation, molecular function: sweet taste receptor activity. Gene Ontology annotation, biological process: sensory perception of sweet taste; detection of chemical stimulus involved in sensory perception of taste. NCBI's taxonomy places the organism in Eukaryota, Metazoa, Arthropoda, Insecta, Diptera, Drosophilidae. Gene Ontology annotation, cellular component: membrane. The record is from RefSeq and is a predicted model, not a curated record.